This is a messenger RNA of Rosa chinensis, 726 nucleotides long. RefSeq lists its product as uncharacterized. The transcript has a single exon. NCBI's taxonomy places the organism in Eukaryota, Viridiplantae, Streptophyta, Magnoliopsida, Rosales, Rosaceae. Gene Ontology annotation, molecular function: RNA-DNA hybrid ribonuclease activity; nucleic acid binding. Bases 1 to 726 code for a protein of 241 amino acids. The record is from RefSeq and is a predicted model, not a curated record.
AUGCCUGGGGCUGGGGUAGUUCCAGAAAAUCUAGCUGGAGACCGCUUUUCAUACUCCUUCCAGUUAGAAUUUCAGUGCACCACCAACCAAGCUGAAUAUGAGGCCCUCAUUAUAGGCCUAGAAGUGUUACUGGAAUUGGGAGUUCGGGAUGUGCAAGUUCUAGGAGACUCACUGUUGGUCAUCAACCAACGUUGCAAAAAGUUCAGGUGCACGAGUUUCUUACUUGCCCCAUAUUUGGAUCGAGCACUUGAACUGCUUGACCAAUUUGAUGACAUGGACCUGGAACAUAUUCCUCGUGAGCGUAAUUUUGCCGCCAAUGAAUUGGCCCAGCUGGCUACCUGCAUAAUCUUGAAAUACGGGGUUCGCAAGAAGAUUUUGAAGGUAGAGCAAAGAACCUUACCUUCGUGGCUUGCCAGGGAUGACCCACCAGAUGAACCCACAGUGGCUGUCUUGGAUCCUAUCGAUGUGGAUUGGCGUGUCCCUUUAAUAGAAUACCUCAAGCACCCGGAUCACCUCAUGGAUAAGAAGAUCCGUUUCCUCGCGCUUAAUUAUUUUCUCAGGAAUGAUGAAUUAUGGUGGCAUGGAGAAGAUGGCAUCGACUUCAGAUGUGUUUAUGGUCACGAAGCAAAGCGUCUAAUGCUAGAGGCGUAUGUGGGGCUCAUCAAGCGAGCCCAAAGAUGUUGUGGCUCAUCAGAAGACAUGGUUAUUAUUGGCCAAGCAUCUUAA